GAUAAGUUAAUCCAUAAGAAGAAUUAUGAAGAGAUUCAAGAGAGAAUUGCCAGAUCUUGUGCACGUGGAUACACAUGUGAUCAAUUCUUGUUUCGAUGCGACCCACGUGUUUGUGCUUAAUCCAUGCUCUAGCUGACCGACGUACUAUGGCUUCGACCAACUAUCCAGAGCUUUAGUGAACCAUCGCUUUUAUUCUAUUAUCGUUAGCCACCAAGUUAUUUCUAGUUAUAACAGAAGUUGAUCAGAAGGCAUCGAAAGAGAAUCGAGUUGAUGAAGAUCACGAUGAUGAUUGUCGGUUCAUAUUGAUAUAGAAACAUUACGAGGUACACAUAUAUAUAUAUUCGAUGAACCAUUCCCUGUGAAUAUCUCCGGGAAUAUACAUCGAAGCAGGAAUGAAUCCAUCCGAGUCGCAACAGAAUCUUCUCACGGAUGAUGCGAGAGCACCAUCGCUACAAUCUCUAAACGCGCCCACGGACUAUACUCUUGGCCCAGUUGAGAAGCACUUCCUGCUGAGCGCGGAACGAGGUGAUUGUGCCACUGUCAAAAGAUUAUUGCAGGAGAACAAGGAUCAUCCGGAAAUUCUUAAUAUCAAUUGCGUGGAUCCUUUGAAUCGAUCCGCUCUGAUCGCCGCCAUCGAAAACGAGAACAUCGAACUCAUCAAGCUACUUCUCGACUUAGGGAUUCAAGUGAAGGAUGGACUCUUACAUGCUAUAAAGGAAGAAUACGUGGAAGCCGUAGAAAUCUUACUGGAAUGGGAGGAAAAAACGCACAAGCCCGGCCAACCUUAUAGUUGGGAAGCUGUUGACAAAUCAUCGUCGAAUUUCACCUCUGAUAUAACUCCAUUAAUUCUGGCCGCGCAUAAGAACAACUAUGAAAUUUUAAAAAUUCUGUUGGAUCGUGGCGCUACGCUUCCCAUUCCUCACGAUGCCAGAUGUGGAUGCGACGAAUGCGUAACAUCCAGCGAACAAGAUUCUCUGAGAUAUUCCCAAGCACGAAUAAACGCGUAUCGUGCUCUCACCUCGCCAUCUUUAAUCGCUUUAUCUUCGAGGGAUCCUCUUCUCACAGCUUUUGAACUUUCUUGGGAACUUCAUCGAUUGAGUCGAAUGGAACAAGAGUUCCGUUUCGAAUAUGAGGAAAUGCGAGAACUGACGCAAAAUUUUUCCACAUCCUUGCUGGAUCACGUUCGCACGUCCUUAGAAUUGGAGAUAAUGUUAAAUUACAAUCCUUACGGUGAAAAUUGGGAGCCUGGAGAACGACAAACCUUGGAUCGACUCAAGCUUGCUAUUAAAUACAAACAGAAACAGUUCGUAGCUCAUCCGAAUGUUCAACAAUUACUGGCCGCUAUCUGGUACGAUGGUUUGCCCGGUUUUCGAAGGAAAAAUAUGAUUGGACAACUUAUAGAUGUUGGAAAACUUGCAGCAAUGUUCCCAGUGUAUAGUACUAUUUAUAUGCUCUCACCAACAUCACCGAUGGGCUUGUUCAUGAAGAAACCUUUUGUCAAAUUCAUUUGUCAUUCCUCCUCCUACGCAUUCUUUCUGAUGCUUCUUGGAAUGGCGUCACAACGUAUCGAGUACCUGGUUAUCGAAUUAUUUGGAAACGACUGGUUACACGAGAUAUUGGCUGGAUGGAAAAGACGUGAACGUGGAUGCAUACCUGGCUUCGUCGAAACCGGUGUCAUCAUCUACGUAAUCAGCUUGAUCCUUGGAGAAAUAAGAUCAUUAUGGUCGGAUGGAUUGAUGGAGUAUAUAUCGGAUCUUUGGAAUAUAGUGGAUUUCGUUCAGAAUAUAUUUUACGUAAUUUGGAUUAUGUUGAGAAUAACUGCAUGGAUUAUUGUUCAAAAAGAGUACAGAAAUGGGUUGGAUCCUUGGUAUCCCAGAGACCAAUGGCACGCUUUCGAUCCCAUGCUUUUGUCCGAGGGAGCUUUCGCCGCUGGGAUGAUUUUCAGUUUUUUGAAAUUAGUUCACAUAUUCAGCGUGAACCCCCAUCUCGGACCACUCCAAAUUUCCCUCGGGAGGAUGAUAAUAGACAUUAUCAAGUUCUUCUUCAUCUAUACUCUGGUAUUGUUCGCCUUUGGAUGUGGAAUGAAUCAACUGAUGUGGUACUACGCGGAUCUGGAAAAACAAAAAUGCUAUAACAUAAAAGAUUUUCCAGAUCUGCCCGAUUUCGAUAAUCAGGAGAAAGCUUGCUCGAUAUGGAGACGUUUCGCCAAUUUGUUCGAGACAUCACAAUCGCUUUUCUGGGCCAGUUUCGGUAUGGUUGAUCUAAUGUCGUUUGAUCUAACUGGAAUAAAAAGCUUCACCAGAUUCUGGGCAUUGCUUAUGUUCGGCUCUUAUUCCGUGAUAAAUGUGAUCGUCUUACUAAACAUGCUUAUCGCUAUGAUGUCCAACUCCUAUCAAAUAAUCUCGGAAAGAUCCGAUACGGAAUGGAAAUUUGCCAGGAGCCACUUGUGGAUGAGUUACUUCGAAGAUGGCGACACCGUGCCUCCCCCAUUUAACAUGAUCCCAACUUCCAAAACGUUCAGCAAAAUCUUGUCGUGUGGCAAGGCUGGUCGUCAAACUAGAUCUCUGAUCAAAAAAUCAAGAGAGAAGGCAAUGGCGAGACACGACACGGUUAUGCGAUUACUAAUCAGACGAUAUGUGACCGCGGAACAAAGGAAACGAGAUCAGUUUGGUAUCACCGAGGACGAUGUAAUGGAAAUCAGGCAGGACAUUUCCACAUUACGAUACGAGUUGAUUGAUAUUCUUCGACAAAAUGGAAUGAGAACACCUAUGGUCGAGAAACAGGAUACCGCGAUAUCCGGGAAGAAGGGUCGUGUGAUGGAACGCCGACUCCAGAAGGACUUCCAGAUCGGUAUAGUGGAGGGUAUAGUGAACGCGGUGAUCCAAAGUGAGAAAGAGCCGAAGGAUGUGUUCAGUCAAAUUGCGAAAGCGAUUGGCCGCAAGAGCAGCGCAAAUAAGAAGAAAGAUUGGAACGCCAUGGUACGACAGAACACGAUUGCCAAGGAUCCUAUUGGCAGCUCGAACGAGGCACUUGAAAAACAAACGAGGCGCAGUAUACGCAGACUUGGCCAUCAACCGAACUCGGAUCUGACUUCGUUAGAUCCUAAUCGUUUGGUAGAUUAUAAUCCAAAUUUGAUGGAAGUGUCACCGACUACGAGGAUCGCUUAUGCGAAAUUCAUGAUGCGCCGGCCCAAAGCGGCGGAAGGAGAAGGAGAAGAAAAUAAAAAGGAAAAUGAAGAAGGAGUUCAAAAAUCUGUUCGAAUAUCUAAUGAAAUUGCUACAAAUCCAUUGUUGAAGAAAACAUUAUUAAAGACUAUAAGUACUAAUAUGGAAAAAGGCACAACAUCGGAAAUGAGGACACCGUCACCGAUUCCGGAGGAUCCGAGAGAAGAGGAUGGAAAGAAUAAAACGCCGGCGAAAAAAGAACAUCUAAAACCAUCGUUGAACAAAGAGGAAGAUAAGAGCGCGAAAGAUGACGUGGAAAAGAAAAAGAAAGAGGAAGAGGAAAAGAAGAAGGAAGAAGAGGAAAAGAAGAAGGAAGAAGAAGAGAAGAGAAAAAAUGAACAGAAAAACGAGCCACCGAAAAACGAGCCGCCGAAAAACGAGCCACAAGAACCAGUAGCCACGACAAAAUUGAGAGGAAAAUCGAAAGCGACUGGUCAAAUAAUGGGCGGAUGGAUUUAAAUUUUCUUCUACUUUAUUAUUGCACUUUUCGUAUGAUGAUUGAUUCAUUCAAUUUCAUUGUUCACUAAUUGAACAAAUUAUAUUGAAAAUUAUAU
Molecule: messenger RNA, 3778 nt
Organism: Apis dorsata (giant honeybee)
Lineage: Eukaryota; Metazoa; Arthropoda; Insecta; Hymenoptera; Apidae
Gene: trp
Product: transient receptor potential protein
Exons: 19
Coding region: 393-3683 (1096 amino acids)
Biological process (GO): manganese ion transport; regulation of cytosolic calcium ion concentration; calcium ion transmembrane transport
Cellular component (GO): membrane; cation channel complex
Molecular function (GO): inositol 1,4,5 trisphosphate binding; protein binding; store-operated calcium channel activity
Source: RefSeq, a predicted model, not a curated record